AUGGAUGCUAGCACUGUCGGCGCGGCAUCAACCAGCAUAUUCGGUUCAGUAACCACUUCCGCGCCACCCGCGUGUGUGGGCGACUGGACGUCGUGGAUGGACAUUGAUGCUAGAUGUACGAACGCCGACAAUGUCCCCGUCCCGUGCAACGAUUACAAGAUAAGAUACUUCUGCGACUGCAAAGUUGCCUGCACCAGCAAGUGGACAAGCUGGCUCAAUAGAGACAAACCGGAAACUGGCGACGGUGACAGGGAAGUCAUGACUCAGGGAGAACUAGCAGCCUUCUGUCCGGUCGGCAAGAUCACCGCUGUGGAAUGUCAGACAGUGGACGGCAUCGCCUCCUACAGUACUGGAGAAGUAGCGCAGUGCACCAUGGAGGGCGGCUCCGUGUGUCUGAACGGUGACAAUGACCCGAUCCCGUGCAGUGACUACCAGAUCAGAUACUACUGCAAGUGUGAAAAAUUGCCCACCCUGCCAGGCGGCCAUAUUGGGUCCAACACGCCCACAUUAAUUCCUCCUGGCGGACCUACAAAAACACCAUACCUUGACAACGGCUCUACAACCAACCACAUAUUUUCCACAACACCAACAGAGGCUCCAGUGCCGUGCACUAGCCAGUGGUCAAGUUGGAUCAACACGGACACCCCGGACAGCGGCGAUGGCGAUAGAGAGUCGUGGACAGCUGCUCAGCGUAUGGCCUUCUGUCCUGCUGGCAAGAUCACCGCUGUGGAAUGUCAGACAGUGGACGGCAUCGCCUCCUACAGUACUGGAGAAGUCGCGCAGUGCACCAUGGAGGGCGGCUCCGUGUGUCUAAACGGUGACAAUGACCCGAUCCCGUGCAGUGACUACCAGAUCAGAUACUAUUGCACUUGCGAAGCCCAUCCCACCAAUCCUCCGGUUACUAUUUCACAUGGAACGCCAACCCCAACGCCUGGAGUCACCACAAGAACUCCAACAGUGACCGUAGCUACUCCAUACCGCACGAAUGUUACUGCAACAGCCACUGGCGUCCCGCUAGCAUGUGUCGGCGCUUGGUCGUCAUGGAUCAACACGGACACCCCAGAUGGCGACGGUGACGUUGAGUCGUGGAGCGCCGUCCAGAAGUCCGUGUUCUGCCCAAUGGGCAAGGUGACCUCUAUCGAGUGUGCGACUGUGGACGGUAUCGCAUCCUACAGUACCGGUGAAAUACAGCAGUGCACGCUGGAGACCGGAUCUAGAUGCAUGAACGACGACAACUUCCCCGUUCAGUGCAGUGAUUACAAAAUCAGAUACUUCUGCGACUGCAAAGUUCAACCGACUCUACCCGCAACUGUCGGCUCCAACACACCAACAUUGACUCCUCAUGGUUCUACCCAGAAUCCAUAUAAACAAUUGACCACCAGCCAGACAUCAUUGCCAUGCACCAGCCAGUGGUCAUCCUGGAUCAACAAGGACAAGCCCGACACCGGUGACGGCGACCGAGAGUCGUGGACCGCUGCUCAGCGCUCGGCCUUCUGUCCGGCUGGCAAGAUCACCGCUGUGGAAUGUCAGACAGUGGACGGCAUCGCCUCUUACAGUACUGGGGAAGUCACGCAGUGCACCAUGGAGGGCGGCUCCGUGUGUCUGAACGGUGACAAUGACCCGAUCCCGUGCAGUGACUACCAAAUCAGAUACUAUUGCAAGUGUGAAGCCCGCAAUGAUUCGUCGGGUGCCGGCAAUCCGCUGUCGGUGCAGAACACUCAACUGUCGUCGUCGGCGGAUGUUACACACGCGGGCGGAUGGGCUUCCAAGUCCCGGGACUUCAAAUCCUAUAUUCAGGUAGACCUCCUCGCAACCUAUGACGUCACGGACGUGGCAAUUCUGGAACGGGCGGACGGACGGGAGUGGACGGUAGCGUACACAUUCCUGUUUAGCACAGACGGUGUCCACUUCAGUCCGUUACUGAACACUAGAGAUGGCGGUGAAGCGAAGUUGUUCGACGGAAACGCUGACCCUAACACAUCGGUCACCAGCAAUUUCACCGCCAUGACUGCACGAUGGAUAAGAAUUUAUCCGAAUGCAUCGAUGGGGUCCAUCGCUCUGGGUUUCGACGUGUUGGGUUGCCAUGGAAACACGGUCAUUAGCACUGCACAAGCAAAGUCGCUGCACAGAACGGAACUGAUGUGCUUCUUUGAACGCCGGAUUUCCAUAUAA
Molecule: messenger RNA, 2172 nt
Organism: Dreissena polymorpha
Lineage: Eukaryota; Metazoa; Mollusca; Bivalvia; Myida; Dreissenidae
Product: mucin-5AC-like
Exons: 16
Coding region: 1-2172 (723 amino acids)
Source: RefSeq, a predicted model, not a curated record